Messenger RNA from Solanum tuberosum (potato), 532 nucleotides. Its product is annotated as cytochrome b5-like. The record is from RefSeq and is a predicted model, not a curated record. Gene Ontology annotation, molecular function: heme binding. Gene Ontology annotation, cellular component: membrane; intracellular membrane-bounded organelle. Bases 27 to 470 code for a protein of 147 amino acids. NCBI's taxonomy places the organism in Eukaryota, Viridiplantae, Streptophyta, Magnoliopsida, Solanales, Solanaceae. The transcript has 2 exons.
AUACCCCCAAAACAUACCCCCAAAACAUGGACACAGAAAGAAUGUUCACCCUUUCUCAAGUUGCACAACACAAGUCAAAGCAAGAUUGCUGGAUCGUCAUCCAUGGCAGAGUAAUAGACGUUACGAAGUUUCUUGAAGAACAUCCUGGAGGAGAAGAAGUGUUGAUUGAAUCAGCUGGAAAGGAUGCAACUAAAGAAUUUGAAGAUAUUGGACAUAGUAAAGCUGCCAAGAACUAUAUCUUGAAAUACCAGAUUGGAUAUCUUCAAGGCUAUAAAAUCCAAGAUGAUGAUGAUGAUAAUUUGUUUACUGAUUCCAACAAAGAACCAAUAAAGACAAAAGAAAUUGAAGCUUUUGUGAUCAAACAAAACUCCAAGCCCAAGUAUCUGGUUUUUGUUGAGUAUUUUGUGCCUUUCUUGGCUGCUGCAUUCUUUCUGUAUUAUCGAUAUCUCAAUGGAGCUCUCCAGCUUUGAACUCCCACAACAAAGGGAUUAUCAUAUGAUUUUCAUUGAUACUAAGUGUUUAUUUCAAACUU